AUUCAAUAAUCGAAAAGUAGGUUAAUCGGUUAAAAAUUAAUCGAAUAAUUUUGCAAAUAAUCGAAUAACUCGAUUGAUCGAGAAGUAAACGGACAUCACUACUUAUCUCGCCAUAUGGCAACAUUGCUCACCAAAAUGGUAUUUAUUUGUCAUGCCGGGUAAUUUUAUUCAAUAAAUUGACAAUUUAGUGUUUGGUUAUAUUAAAAUUGAACAUUGAAAUUGUGCUUUCAUCACAGAAGUUAAUUAUAACAGCUGCUCUAAUUUGCUUUCUAACCAUAUGGCCAAAACAAGCACUUUUGUGUUUUGGAAGAGCUUAGGGUGGGCACCUUUUGCAAGUUAUGAAAGUUUUCGAAAAACGAUGUUUCCCAACUAACUAUCUGACGGAAAGGCAAAUGCUUAGCCAAAAUGCAACUUUAGUUACUUUGGUUGUACUAUGCGAAGUUCUUCCAUUAGUAAUAUUUUCGUCCUGAAAGAACCGGAAAGAAAAGUGGUAAGCUGUAUUACCAAAAAACGGGCCCUAGACGGGGUCACUAAUAUCAUACAUAGGAUUGCCAUAAAACAUAUUGGUUAUAAUAGACGAAAGCCCAAAGUGACCAAAGGCCAAAGCUCCGUUGCGGGACAUCAAUUGGCAGAAAAAUGCUGUUGGAGGAAGGGGGUAUUGUGGAUCUCGUAAUUACCGAAGUGAUAAUGUUCGGUACAGUUAUGCUUUUGGUUACCAGAAAUUCGUCAAUUAGAGUGAAAAAUAAAUCCAGCAAAAAUUAUCAAGAUAAACUAUCAACUUCUCUUAGUAAGGAAGAGCAACUGUACAUGUUUUACAAUAAAGAUGCAAAUCAUAUAAAUAACAAGCCUUACAAGUCGUUCAACAACAAUGCUGCGUUGAGAAAUACCGAAAACAAAGACGACUUUAGAGCUAUGUCAGUUGCUAGUCUGUAUGAAGGAGAUACUGUUGUAAUGAAUACUAUCAGGUCAGACGACAGUAAAUCCAUAAGUUUAUCUGCAGACUCCGAGAAUGAAAACGAUGCGAUUAUAUCAUCCGCUUCCAAACACUCGAAAAUAAGUUCUCACAUGCCACCUUAUAACAACCCCGAUGAGUGUCCAUGUAAUCCCUAUGAAGAAACAACUUCGAUUAAUAAUUCGCUUUAUUUCACGGACGGUUUGCGAUCUGUAGAUUUUGUAUUGGUUUGGAAAGAUGCUCCGGAGGAACAAAAUCAUUUGGAGGAAUCAAGACAAAAAAAAAGACACGUUUUCGAAGAAAACCUAGUUAGGGAUGGUUUGCAGCUAGAACUUGAAACAGUGGAAAAUGAAAUCCAUUUUAUAAAGAUUCAUGCACCGAUCGAAGUAUUGCGAAGAUAUAGCGAAAUAUUAAAAUUGCGAAUGCCGAUGAAAGAAUCUUUAUGCAUAGUUACGAGUUCUGAUAAGCUGAGUAAACUGGCAGGUGCAGCACAAUUUUUCAAACAGAUUCCUGGAAUGGCCGGUGUUAAAUCUCGCACAAAAUCCAUUCUAACGCGUCUGAAAGGAAUUGCUGGAAAAUUAGCCCAACGAAUUUUAGUCGAAGAAAAAUAUUUUCCGCCGCGAUCCCAUCGAUUCACAGCUGUCUAUAGCAGAGAUAAGGAGUACUUAUUCGACCUUAAACAAGCUUGCUUUUUUACCGCAGCUGUUCGUUCACGUAUAGUGCAAUUUAUUCUGGAUCGAAAACGGUUUUCAGAUGAUUCAAAAAAAUACUACGCAUUCGGCAUUGAGCGCUUAAUAACUGAUGAAGUUUACAUUGCUGGUUACCCGUUGCACGACGGUGAAACAAAUGUUCCUGGUAGUAUGAGGCACCUUUUAUAUAACAAGUGGGCGGCUGUGAUGAAGUGGUAUCGAUAUCAACCCUUAGAUUACAUAAAGGACUAUUUUGGCGUAAAAAUUGGUUUAUAUUUUGCCUGGUUAGGCUAUUAUACGUAUAUGCUGCUUCUUGCUUCCAUAGUGGGAAUUAUUUGUUUCAUUUACUCGUGGAAGACUCUGAAAUCCAAUAUUCCCAGUGAAGAGAUUUGUUCUUCGAACAAUGACAUUAAAAUGUGCCCGCUAUGUGACCACUGGUGUGAUUAUUGGCAGCUGAAAGAAACCUGUUUGCAUGCUCGUGUAACUUACUUAUUCGACAAUCCAACAACAGUGCUCUUUGCUGUAUUUAUGUCUUUCUGGGCUACAUUAUUUCUUGAGUUAUGGAAACGCUACUCCGCUGAAAUUACUCACCGGUGGGAUUUGACCGGAUUUGAUAUUUAUGAAGAGCAUCCCCGUCCUCAGUAUUUGGCGAGAUUAUCUCAUGUUCGUAGAAAAAAAAUCAAUGCUGUAACGAACACCGAAGAACCGCAAGUUCCUUUUUGGCGCAUGAAACUCCCCGCUACAAUUCUUAGUUUUUCCGUCGUGUUACUGUUGGUAUGCCUUGCUAUUGUAGCUGUACUGGCUGUGGUGCUUUAUAGGAUGUCAAUACUUGCCACCUUGAGCGUAUAUGGUGAUGAAGUUACUACCUCUAUUGCAAUUUUGUUCACAACGGCCACGGCGGCCACCAUAAAUUUAUGUCUUAUUGUGGUUUUUAAUUGGAUUUAUACUUAUCUUGCCGAGUGGUUAACCGAGAGAGAACUAUUGAGAACACAGACCGAAUUCGAUGAUUCCUUGACUCUUAAAAUAUACCUUCUACAGUUCGUUAAUUACUAUGCUUCAAUCUUCUACAUAGCGUUUUUUAAAGGUAAAUUCAUUGGAUAUCCAGGAAACUACAAUCGGUUUUUUAACUUCAGACAAGAAGAGUGUGGUUUUGGCGGCUGCUUAAUGGAGCUUUGCAUACAGCUCGGUAUCAUUAUGAUUGGCAAACAAGCUGUAAACACUGUUUUAGAAAUGGCAAUUCCACUUUUCUACAGAAGGCUGAACUCACUGAAAGUGCGUAUAGGUAAGGAACGUAAUCAAUCGUUAAAGAGCAAAGGACAACGAUUUGUGAAGGAUCUGAAACUAGUUGAAUGGGGCUCUCGUGGAUUAUUCCCAGAAUAUUUGGAAAUGGUCCUACAGUAUGGGUUCGUAACAAUAUUUGUUGCUGCAUUUCCGUUAGCGCCUGUGUUCGCGUUAUUAAAUAAUAUUCUGGAAAUGCGACUCGACGCCAAAAAACUUCUUACUUUCUACCGAAGACCAGUAUCUCAACGAGUAAGAGACAUAGGAAUCUGGUAUCGCAUUCUAGAUAGCAUAGGAAAAUUGAGUGUCAUAACCAAUGGUUUUAUUAUAGCAUUCACGUCAGAUUUUAUUCCAAAGCUGAUUUAUCGCUUAACUGUUUCUAGUGACGGUUCACUAAACGGAUAUUUAAACUAUUCAUUAGCCUAUUUUAACACAAGUGAUUUUCAGAAAGGAAGCGAACCGUUUCAAUCGCAAUACAAUGUAAAAAUUUGUCGUUAUCCAGAUUUUCGCGAACCUCCUUGGUCUCAGAAGCCGUAUGAAAAAGCUACCAUGUACUGGCUUAUUAUGGCUGCUCGUUUGAUGUUCGUCGUUAUAUUUGAGAAUUUAGUGGCAAUUGUAAUGAUAUUGGUACGUUGGUGUAUACCUGAUAUGUCCCAGGAACUUCGUGAUCAAAUCCGACGCGAAGCUUACAUCACAAACGAGAUUAUUAUAAAGCAAGAAACUCUACGUGCCAGAUUAAACAGGCAUAGUGAAUCUAUACCAGAGGAUUCCAGUAACAUGCGUUUACGGAAACCAAAUGUAACAGGAACGGAAUCGUUUGUGCAUCUUGAGCAACUUAUGUCAUCCAAUCUAUCUGGCUCUCAAUUGGAUCUUUUUAUACACAAUGAACGAAACACUGCGCUGCGAGAUAUAGUCGAGGAACAAACUAGAAUAGCAAAUUCAAAUUAAAAUAUCAAUGCACUUCGUCAACCUUA
Messenger RNA from Wyeomyia smithii (pitcher-plant mosquito), 3893 nucleotides. RefSeq names its product anoctamin-1 (gene subdued). The record is from RefSeq and is a predicted model, not a curated record. Gene Ontology annotation, biological process: chloride transmembrane transport. NCBI's taxonomy places the organism in Eukaryota, Metazoa, Arthropoda, Insecta, Diptera, Culicidae. The transcript has 19 exons. Gene Ontology annotation, molecular function: chloride channel activity; protein dimerization activity. Gene Ontology annotation, cellular component: plasma membrane. The coding region runs from base 637 to 3867 and encodes 1076 amino acids.